GCGCGCAUGAGCAGUUAAGCUCUUGUUCCCUGCGCGUGCCCAGCAUGCCCAGUGCAGGGCAACGGAAGCCUGGGAGCUUGCUAGCCCUGCAGGCCUUGCAGAAGUGGUUGCUUAGAGGAGGAGUUGGCGCCAUGUUAGCCCGGCAGGUGGUGGCGGCGCUGCUGUUGUGGCUGAGCUGCUGUGUCUCAGCUCUGUGGAGGUACUACAUAAAUAGCCAAGACUAUUCCAUUUUUAGUACCAGGAGUUCUAUUAAAUUAGAGUAUGAAGGAAACUCAUUUGUAUCAUGGAAAAUACCAGAAAGCUGUAAAGUUGAAAACACUACAUCACCCAAGACAACACUACACUGCAAAAGGGCUGGAAUUCACACAAUAAAGCCAAUUGCUGGAAACCAAGAAGUGGAACGGCAUCUGACUGUGGAUAAUUCUUAUAUUUGCUACUUGUGGUAUUUCACAGUUGUAGACGUUUAUUACAACUUAAGCCAGAUUGUUACCAUAUGGGUGUAUGAUCCAGAAAGUGCCAGCACUGAAGAGCUGAUAUGGACCGCAAAGAAACCUUCACUGAGUUCCAGGGUACUAACCAAGCAGAUGAAUACCCUGGGACAGCGUCCUUUCAUAUUCACAGUUGAGAAGAGGCUCACGUACCACCCAGGUCCCUUAACUUCAGAAGGAACCUGGGUCAUUCACCUGCCAAUGUCUUCAGAUGAUAUAGCCAAAGUGAUACGAGGUAACAAAGUGGCUUUCCAGGACUGCUUCAUUGCAAAUCUCUACUUCAUGCUGACAUAUCCCAUGACCAUAAUUUCUGAACCUCCUGGAUAUGAGCCCCUCACCGUGCCACCUGGAAGUCCAUUGAUGCUUAGCUGGGAUACCUGUAUCUCUACAUUUGCUCUCUUGGCCACUGACCAGGAGACUUUCCAAACAAAUGAUUCCUUUCAAACCUGGACCAGAGUAAGAGCCCCUCCAGGUAUCCUGAGUGAUGCUCAAAGGCACAGUCUGAGGGACGUGAUCAUAUUUGACCAAGGAACUCUGUUUCUAGUAGACGGUACUGUUUACCUAAGAACAGAAGAUGAAUUUACAAAACUGGAUGAAAGCAGAGGUAUUUCUGAAACUGGAAUUCUUGGCUUUUCAAAAAGAAGAUGGUGUCAGAUUAGAUAUUUAUAUAAGUUGGCAUCAAAAAAAAGCAUACUAAUUGCUUGGUCAAAAACUACAGUGUAUGCUGGAUAUGCUACAUUUAGAUUUGUGACAUUAACAGAUACUGCAAAGCUAAAAGAUUUUCUCAAGCUUCCCCAGACUGACACGCUGGAAGUAAUGUCUGUUGAGUAUUUAUGGCACCCACUGGAGGCUGCAGUUCUUCUGUCCCACUGCUCUGUCUGUACCACCAACACCAGGAACAUCCGCAUAGUGAUAUAUAGUGCAAUAUUCCAAACGUGGACACUCCAGGACUUUGAACUACAACUGCCCAAGGAGGCCAUUUUAGAAUUUCGCUUUCUUUACUCUGCCAUGCCUGAUAUUAUCAUGUGGGACCAACACCACGUUUACUAUAGCUACAAGAAUUUCACUGUUGUUGGAACUAUAUCAACACCUUCAGGAGAGACCAAUCUGUCAUCGUUAUCACAGGGCAGCAAAAUCCACCAAGUCCUUACAGAUAGAAUUGGAAAUGUUGUGGUAAAAAUGGAAAAUAAUGUAAUGUUCUACAUCAAGGCUGACAUUACAGAGGCAGUUAUACUACAUACAUGGGUAAACACGACUGCAAAGACAGUGGUUUUGUUCGAUAAAUCUUUUGAAGUAUGUAUAUUAUACUAUAAUGAAAAUCUCGACGAGAAGUAUCAGUUGCAGACACAGCCAUAUCCCUUAAUUCUGGAGUUACAAAGUAUAAAUAAAGAUUUAGGAGACUGGUGCCCAUAUCUGGCAUUUCAGCACAAUAUUCAUAGUCAGUUUUACCAUAUGGAUAAAGGAGAAAGCCUGACAAUUUGGAGUCAAAUAGUCUACCCAGAAAAUCGGGGUCUCUACAUUGUUGUGGAGCACUAUGGCUCAAGUGUAAUGACCUGGACACAAAACCUUGAGUAUGAGAUUGCAUCAGGAUUCUGUACUAAAACUAUGAUAACAAGAUUUUUUCAGACAACAAAUUACGAAUUAGUGGAUAAUUAUUAUCAGUUACAAAAAGAGAACACAGGUCUCAUGCUUCUUCAGUUCCGACCUAGUGAAUUUUCAAGAACGUGUCUAACAGCCAAACCAGUGUUUGAAAUCGAUGUUGGCUGCGAUUCAAGUAAAUACAUUAUGGUUCGAGGAUUCAAUAAGAGCAGAUGUCAACGUCGCGAUUUCUCUUAUGUGAUCGACAAGGAACUUCUGAGAGAAAGCCUAUCUGACAAUUUGAAAGUAAGGUACGACGUGGCAAAAUAUGGCUGCCCUCUCACCCUUGAAUUGGGACAAAUGUUUCAACCUAUAGUAGAAUUGUAUGAUGAAAAUGGAUUUAUUAAAAUAGUUGACGCAAAUUUUAUCUUGUGGGAAAUCCAUGGCAGGAACGACUACACCUUUAAUUCUACUAUGGAGCAGAAUGGUUGUAUAAAUGAAGCACAGACGUGGGACUCGAUGAUAGAGGAAAACCCAGACAUCCCACUGGAUGAUGUCUGGGGGCCUCAGAACUAUAGGCCUUGUUUUUCUUAUGCUAUUGGGAAGCCAGGAGACCUAGGCCAACCAUAUGAGAUUCUAAACUAUUCUAAUAAAAACCACAUAAAAUGGCCCAUGACGUAUGCUGGAAUGUAUGUGUAUCGCUUGAAGAUCUUGGAUCCAAACUAUAGCAAUCAGCAAACAUGCUAUAAAAGCAGGACAUCUCAUGUCACCUAGUAAUUGGAUCACUCACUCAGUUUGAAAUUCCAUUCUGGUAUUUUGUCCCCUUGACAUACAUAUUGGCUACUUUGCCUAUUGACAUGACCAAACAUCUGACAAGAAGAACAUAAUGGGUAUGGGAUGGAUUGUGGUUCCAAGUCUUGAGAGUAAAAUCUACCGUGGUAGAAAAAGCAUAAUGAAGGCUAGGGGAGAACUGCAGUCAGAAGCACAGAGCAAUGGCGGUCAGGCUCAAUUCUUUCCCAGCCACAAACUGCAGUCUGUGCAACUGUGUGAGCCAUGUGGGUGGGUUUGAUGUGGGUCUUCCUCAGUCAGGCACUUCUAGAAACAGCCUCCCAGAUAGUCCCAGAAGGUUUAUUUCCAUGGUGACUCAAAAUCAAGUCAGCCUAACAAUGAAGACCAAGCAUCACACCUAUCAUGUGUUGGGCCCUGGGUUCCCUCCUAGCUCUAUAAGACAACAAAGGAAAUAAAAGCCCAUGAGCCCAUGUGCAUGGCCCUGGGAAAGACAGAUUCAUAAAAUACAGUGUGGACUAGAUCAAUUAGUAAUGAUUAUAUUGGAGGAUUGAGUAAUAGUCUAGUAAUGUGACAUUAUUUUUUGAGCUUUGAGUUCUUCCCUCUAUUACCUGGCAAACAAAUAUUACCUGCCUGCCACCCUCCUCCUUCCAGAAGAUGUGACUUUUGGUAUGCUAAAAGGCUCACUGAUGACUUAGGUAGUUUUGGGAUACAGACUGAUGAAUGGAAAGACCAAAGCAAAACUAAGAGAUUUAUGAUUUUCCUAUGCCUGUAAGCCUCCAGUGUAUUUAUUUCCAAGGAGGCUGAAAGUUCUUAAGAAGGGCAACAGAGAGGAUUUCCUUCCAAAGGAGUUCUGAGAGCUGCACAUCUCCCAGCCCUGCUCACAGGGAAGAGAAUGCUUCCUCGAAAGCAAGGAGAAGCCUUAAGGAAAGGAACCUCUCCUGUUCAUAGGUGAUGGGCAGCUUAACUGAUGCACAGCAAUGCAUGAUGUAAUGUCAGAGCACAAAGGGACUCUUGCCAAUGUAAGGAGACAAUCCAGACCAUUCUGAUGGAAGUACAAGCCAGUCAUCCCAGCUACUCUGAGGGCCCAAGUCCACUAGAUCUCAUGAUCCCAGGAGUUCAAGAACAGUCUGGAAGAGAUUCUCAAAAAUAACAAACUAUAAGGAAAUCAGGCUUCAAGAGUGAAAUAAUCCCAGAGAAAUGGAUAUGUGUAAAAGCCACAAGGGAUCCAGGCCAUGAGAAAUGACUGAUAGCUGAUCAAGCAGACAAAGUAGCCUUCAUCCUGGAAGGUGCUGGGGGACCAGCAAUGAGAUGACAUGUCUACGACAGUCCAUGUAAUGGGUGCUGACAGCUAAUAUUUGGACAAUCAGUACAUAGGAUUCUCAACUAUUAAAAUGGCCGUGUAAAUUUUUUUAACAUAUUUUUUACUCAUUGUUAGUAAUUUCAUACAUGUUGUAUUAGUUGGGGUUCUGUUGAGUCACUUAACGUAUGGGUAGUCUCUAUAUAGUAAGCCAAUAUGUUGAUGGCUUAUAGUCUGUAUAGUCCAAUUCCCCCACAAUGGUCAGCAGCAGCAGCAGCAGCAGCUGUGAAUGGAAGGCCAAGGAUCUAGCAGUUGUUCAGUCUCACAAGGCAAGCAGGCAGAGAAGAGAGCAAAUCUUUCUUCUUCCAAUGUCCUUAUAUAGGUCUCCAGCAGAAGGUGUGGCCCUGAUUACAGGUCUGUGCCACCAUGCCUGUAUCUGGGACUUGCUUUGUCCCAGAUGACCUUGAACUCAGAGAUCUCCCUGUCUUAGUUUUCUGGGAUUCAUAGCCACUCAACCUCAAGAUCUCAAUGCCAAGAUCCAGGUCAGAAACUUAUAUCUCCCAGCCUCCAGAUUAGGAUCACAGGUGAGCCUUCAAAUUCUGGACUGUAGUUCCUUCCACAUAUAGUCAAGGUCGCAACCACAAAUAGCCACUACACAUGCAUACAAUGGAUUUUGAUCAUAAUCAUCCUAAUUCCUUCCAGACCCAAGCCCCGCUUCCUCCUCUAACCCUGCUCCACAGUCAUGUCUUUGUUUUCUUUUCCUUAGCUGGCCCACUGAAUCCAGUUUGUGCUACCUGCAUACUCAUGGAUGUGGGUCAAUUUACCCCACUGUAGUUAACCAACUGGAGCCAUACCAUUAAAGGAAACUGGCUCUCCUUCCCUCAGAAGCCAUGAACUGUUCAUAGAUCUUCUCUUCUCCCCAUAAUGAAAUGUUGAUUGGCUUGAUCUUGUACAGACCUUAUGCAGGCAACCAUAGCAGCCGUGAGUUCGUAUGUGUAGCGUGCCUGUUACAUCGACAGUACUUCCUGUGCUUUGACUCUUUCCCUCCUCAACAGUCUCUGGAUUUGGUGGAAAGGAAUAUGAUAUAGAUGUCUUAUUUGUGGCUGAUCACCCCACAGACAGUUAUUUUCUGCAUUGUGACAAUAAGUUUCUUUAUUAACUGUCAUACACUGCACAAACAUCUGUGUUCAGGUCUGAGUGCUGCACUAAUCUAUGGGUAUAGAUAUACAACUUAGAAGGCAUUCAGUACUAUGUAUGUUCAGCAAGAUAAUAGUCAUAAGUUCACAUCUGGGACAGAUAUGUUUCCUUACCAGAGGUUCUUGGCCAGAUUUACAGUACCAGACAGCAUUUCUUCUUGUGACAUGGGCCUAAAAGUACAAUGGGACAACUAGUGGGAGGCAGGGUAGGGGAGGUCUUAAUGACGCUGGGAUAAUAGAACCCAGGUGAGAGAAAGGGGGAAAGGAGAAGGAGUUUUAAAUGUGGCAAGGGGCAGAAGGAUAAGGCAGAGGAGGCGGGGAAAACAAUAACUAACACUGACGAUUUUAAACUUCAUAAACACAUAGACAAAUUUCAUGUAUAUAUACGUAUAUGUUAUAUAUAAUAUAUAUAAUUAUUAAAAUUAUAUAAUCAUAUAAAAGUAUAUAAUUUAUAUAAUAUAUUGUUAUUAUAUAUAAAUAUAUGUUAAUGUUUAUAAACAUGUGUGAGUUUAGUUGGAGUUGCCCCUACUCAGGGUAUAAUGCUCCUUAAUGAAGCCAUAAGUUGCCCAAUAAAAAGCCCAGUGCUAGGUUUUGAAUACCUCUCCUUGAGCUGUAUGAUCAGGGACAACCUAGAGACCCCAAAUGAAUACAACCUAUUGUCAUUGAUUUUCUUUACCCAGAAGAACUGGAUAGUUAGACUCUAAAGCUGAAGACCCCACACACUUCGGCCACAGGACGCAGAGAAAUCAAAUUGAUAUUGACCAGGAAGCUUCCUCCCUAUUGAUUGACUUUCAUAUUACUGGAAGGUGCUAUACAGGCUGCUUGUGGCAAUGUCAGCAGCACUCUAAACCACUGUGAGCCUGAUAAGCUAUGCCCACAGGGGUACAAUGGUGGCAUGGGUGCUAUGGGGGUUAGCUAAUAAAAUUAUGAUCGCCUGUUCUUACAUGUUCUUACAUGUUCCACAACCCUGGAUAAGCCUGGAAAUAGGAAAUAAGAGAAUAAGUUUAGUGACAUAAAAGGAUUUAACAGACAGACAGACAGACAGACAGACAGACAGACUAGCAGACAGAGAUUAGAUGAGACAAGCUAUGACAGUGAGUGGGAAGAUGAUGGGGUUUGUAUCUAAGUUUAGUCCUAACUCCAGAGGAAAAAGAAAAUGACAGCAACCCUCAUGAGGUUAGCUGAGUGUUCACCAGAGAUAGGACUGUAAUAAAAACUUAGUCUGAAAUAGUCCCCAUCUGCUUAUGCCUCCCAAAUGCUCAGCAGAAACAAAUGAAUAACUGGACUGGAAGAAUUUACUUUAAAAGCACACACACACACACACACACACACACACACACACACACACACACACACACAAUAUCUGGAAGGAAACAUUCUAGCAAAUAAACCAGACAGGAAAAGAAGAAGCCAUAGACAAGGAACAAGGACCAAUAGAAAUAACUACCUAUACAAACAAACCUCUGAAGCUCCCACCCCCCUCCCCCAGUAUUAUGCAUGUAACAUAGAAGAUACAAAAUACAUAUGCUUGUAUCUAGGUCAGUGUUCUAUUGCUGUGAAGUGAGGUCACAGACCUCUUAGAAAGAAAAGCAUUUACUUGUGACUUGCUUACACUUUCUGAGGUUCAGUUCAUUAUCAUCACGAUGAGAAAUAUGGCGGCACAAGUGCAGACAUAGUGCUAGAGAAAUUGCUGAGAGUUGUCUAUCCAGAUAGCAGACAGCAGGAAGAGAGGCCCAGGCUUAGACUUCUGAAACCUCAAA
This is a messenger RNA of Mus musculus (house mouse), 7108 nucleotides long. It is a transcript of the gene Catspere1, whose product is annotated as cation channel sperm associated auxiliary subunit epsilon 1. Lineage: Eukaryota; Metazoa; Chordata; Mammalia; Rodentia; Muridae. The coding region runs from base 45 to 2840 and encodes 931 amino acids. Gene Ontology annotation, cellular component: CatSper complex. The transcript has 21 exons. The record is from RefSeq and is a predicted model, not a curated record.